AUGUCAUCAGUUCUCAAGCAUGCCCGAAGCCUUUCGGGAGUAUCACGGCUAAGAGCAGACCUGCUCAAUAGUCGUUUAUACAAGGCAAUAUUUUAUCAUGACGCCAAGUUUUCCGUACAUUAUUCGCGCAAUUUCCUGGCUGGCCUAAGCCCAGGCAGUUUCCGUUCGUUUCAGUCCACGGCGUUCCUCAAUGUGCCCGAGUCACUUGCAAUCGACACUCAACACUCACAUUUGGAUAAUCUCUUCAAUAAAGAGCGAUCAGAUUCAUCACUUGACGAACAAUGCGCAGCAUUGCUCCAAGAAUCGGUGAAUAGCUCGCUCAGAGAGAAAAGGCUUGAGAAGACCGCCAGCAUCAGAGUGAAACCGAAGCCCGCCGAAUACCUCUCGAAAGCUUUGCGAAACACUGGCCACCCCCUUGGAUAUGACGGCCAGUCAGCUGGGCUUGAUCGGGCUCUUUCCAAAUAUUCUCUCCAAACACAGAACGAGUUGAGGACAGUUGGUCGACCAAAAAAGCCGUCACUGCCGGUUAUUCUUGGGGAGUAUAUACGAGAGGUGGACCCGUUGCUUUCGUCUGUGUCGGAUAAAAGUACGGAGAAAGAUUUGAAUAUCGCUCUGCAGAAGGUAUUCAGAAGCACAAGCCAUGAUUAUUUAUCAUCGCGUGGCUACGAUGCCGCCGAUGUGACUGCUUGGGCCUGGAUCAUGAAGAGCCAGAAUGCCCACGAGGCAAUGGUACGGCUGUUUUUGUUCGAAACGGACAGAGCCAAAUCUGGCGCUGCUAGCCCAAACAUUCCACCUUUCAUUCCCCUCCAUCUUUUGAGACAGCAAAAUCUCGAUGCUCACACGUUCCGUUUGCUUUUAAUCCACUCUUUACAUCUGAUGAGCGGACAUACCUUCCCCAUUGCCGAAGCUCCUUCUGGGGUUGCCGAACAUGAUCUUGAGCUACCCCCUGAGGUCUUCCGCCCUCAAAUCGAUUCUGGCACCUGUAUGAUUUUGGUCGUUCGUUUAAUCCGUCAUGCUCGGCGAGUGUGGCCACAAUCACUUCUCACUAUUUCACGUGCAUUCGCUCGCUUCCUCUCAGCCCCAAGGGCUGAUAACGCCGAGAGGUCAGCUUUGGUGACGCGAAAUGAUGAUCGCGUCAAAACCGUCAAAUUUAAUGAAUGUCUCUGGUUACUUUCUAUACCGGCUAACAUUGCCCCUUACCGAUCUACAUCUAUUCAACAGCAAGCGCAAUUUGAGCUUCUUCGAGCUAUGGCAACCCAUAAGCCCGUCCUUCCCGUCACAAGACAGGGAUAUCGAGCAGUUGUUGCAGUCCAACUGGCCCAUAAGAAAACAUCCGAAGAGCGCCAGUCUGCUGAACUUAAAGCUCCGUCAUGGCCUCCUUGGAAGGAAGAGAAACUAGGAAUUGAUUCUCAGCGCGGGAAUGAGGGGAUGUUCAGCCGUGCGAUGCAGGUACUUUCACAAAUGAAAGAUGCUGGCUAUUCCCAUCGUCUGUGGGAGGACAUAUCCUCGAUUUUGGCCGGUUGGGAUACCGAUCACAGCCCGACAGUGCAGACGAGAGCUAUGAUGCGUCGCCCGCAAGCUUUACCGGACAGACAUGGAUCUAAGUCCAAUCAUCACGAAAUGUGGGUUGCUCGCAUUCGGUCUACGAGGACUGUCCGUGAGGCCUGGGCGUGUUUUCUCUCCUAUCAGGAUCAUGGGCUACCCCCAAAGGGUGCUAUCUACGCUGCCAUGGCUGAAAAGUUAAUAUAUCGACGACACGCCAUGGAACGCGAUUUUGACCAAAUGAGUCAUGCUCUUCCAGGGGAUGGCCGUGAAGUUCACGCCGAACCGGCUUCCGCUCGUGACAUUAUCUAUGUGCCCACAGAACCGCCUACCAUGGAUGAGUUACUUGACCAGAUGCGUGCACAAGGGCUUCGGCCCUCUGGGAGAUUCCUCAGCCUACUACUUCAGUCGGCUACUUCUCUGCGGUCUGGAUUGUAUUAUCUCCAAUGCAGUGGCCUGACAGAUGCUCAUAUAGAGGUGCUCUCCAUCGUGCGGGCCAAGCCCCGCAAAUACCACAGUUUGGACCUUGAAGCUUUUCAUGAAUUGCCGGACUUGGUGUUUGCAUCGUUCAUCAAGUUCCUAUGCACACAUUCAGAUAUAUCCAGUCUGGAUAGCGGUAAUCGAAAUAUUCUCACAACCGACCGUUUCCCGGCAUUGAUAGCGGCCGACUCUUCGACUGGUGCGAAAAUAGACCUUAUCGCAUACUCCAAGGAACAUCCAGGAAACCGGCAUCAUCCAAGGGCUUUAUGGCACGCGAUCCAAUUGACUAAAUUGCGACGUGCUCCUUACACCCCUGCCUGGACUCACAUUUUAUCUGCUCUGACCCGCGAGCGCCUCACUGGGUAUUAUGGCCCAAGAAGCCGAAGUCUUCAGCGCAUACUGGGAUGGCACCAGGCUCUCAGAGCAUUGAGCUGGAUGCGACAGCGCGAUGUCGAACUUGGCGAGGAAGGAUUCCGCAUUUUAUGUGUGGCAUUUACGAAAGCCAUUGACGCUGCCCUCAGACACCCUGGCACUGCCGAACAAAGCUUUAUGCUGAUCCAUAAUGCUCGUAUCCGUCGUCUCAAGGCUAAAAACGAGGGUGAUGACGAAAUUGACGCUUUGAUGCAACAUGCGCUGCAGGUUUUGAAGCAUCAGUUUGAUCAUCUCGUUCUCCCAGCCUCCAAAACCUCGGAGCAUGCGGAGCGAAGCAUCUUUGCAGCAGAUAUCGUUUCCGAAACACAGCUCAAAGUUCCCUCGAUGCUGCAAAUACCAUCACCUGCCACGCUACAUGCUUUUGUUCGGGCUUUGGGGUCCGUAGGAGAUGACGAAGGGUUGUUGCAUCUGCUGCACUGGAUGAGUCAGUCAGCUGAUCUACUGAAAGAAGCUGCAGAUGAACAUGCAAAUGGACACAAAAUGAUGCGUCGAACCCUUGUGGCGAUCAGGGUGUUUUUGGAAAGACGACAGCAACGAAUCGACACGCGGAUACCAUCGGACCUGAUCAUGGAGGCAUGCGACCUUAUCAGCCGGACAGGCUGGGACUGGCCGAGUGAUGCGGAGGUUACAGAAUACUGCCAGUGA
Penicillium roqueforti is the source of this 3099-nucleotide messenger RNA. RefSeq lists its product as uncharacterized. The transcript has 2 exons. The record is from RefSeq and is a predicted model, not a curated record. Bases 1 to 3099 code for a protein of 1032 amino acids. Lineage: Eukaryota; Fungi; Ascomycota; Eurotiomycetes; Eurotiales; Aspergillaceae.